Heterobilharzia americana is the source of this 4973-nucleotide messenger RNA. The record is from the annotation of a GenBank genome assembly. NCBI's taxonomy places the organism in Eukaryota, Metazoa, Platyhelminthes, Trematoda, Strigeidida, Schistosomatidae.
UUUGUAGUUUGUCUUUCUAUCCACUUAUCAGCCAAAACCCGUUGAGUUAGUGUCCGCCUCACUUUAGCAGGCAAAUAUCAUUUCAGCGUAGUAUCUGUUACCUUUCAGUGACUGAUAAGAUGAUGAUAUGGUGUGUGAGUGAAAAUGCAUGUUUAGUAAUUAGAAUUUUGAAACACAGAAAGCAAGAGGGCGAGUGAAUAAAAGUGUGAAGGGGUCAGAAAUAGAAUUUCCAAGGAAAAACAGCGUAGACAUAUAAACAAGAUUGAGGGGAAAUGUGUAGACUAGUUUACCGACAAGUGAGAAAGAUUUUGAUAUUGGGACAGAAUUCUUCAGUGUUUUUACUAAUUUUCAAGGGAUAUGUUAGAAGUGAAAAAGAAAAGUCAACUUCACACCCUCAGUGACACAUAUACUUGACAUCUCCGCCCACUGCAUGCAUACACACUCCUACAAACCAUCUAAGACACAUAUAAUCAUGUAAAUAAUGUGUGUAAACAAUUUUUCACCUAUCCUAUCAAAUUGGUAUCAGUUAAAUCGGCGGUUUUAACUUAAUUUCUUAUCACUCAGAUAAUUUUAUGUUCAUCUCUGAUUCAACAGAUUCAAUUUGUUUAUCAAACUCGAUACAUUAUAUUCUACCGUGUGAUUCAAAUAAGCUGUGUGCUACAGAAUCUGAUCAACAGUCGAUGAUUUUCCAAAAGGCAAUGGAAUAUCAUAAUCUACAAGAUCAUCAGCACUCUAUACACAAUCCACUACCAGUUAUGUCAACCACGAAAACAAUAUCACCGAGUACAUUUUUAAGAAAUCCUUCAAGAUGUAGUCAUGGACAUGGUAAUUCAUACAGGCAGUCAUACAAAUUUAAAAUGAAUCGUAUGAAAGAUUUUUCGUCAGCAUCAUUAUCAUCAUCGCAUACACUCACAAACAAACGUAAACUAAUAAGUAAUCCUAUUCACAGAUCAAUAAAACAGAAACGCUUAUGCCGAACUCAGAUACCUUGUUUGUCAACAUCAACGGCGUCUGAAUACCAUUUAAUCACAGAAACUGAUAAAUAUUCAAUAUUGCCAAGGGAGAAGAACACUGAGGAAAAAGGGUUAUUACAAAAGUCCAUCGAAAAUCACAUAUCUACUGGUUCGAUGGUGAAAAAUACUUUAUUCACUUCCACAACUCUUAUUGAUGAUCACGUUAAAAGUAAUGGCCUAAAUAACAGUCGAGAAAUUCAAGAUGUUAGUCCCAUUCAUCAUCAUAGUUUACUAUCGAAAUUAUCAGGGAAAGCGUCAGCAUUUUCAAUUGAAUCGAUUAUUGCAAAUAGUGACCAAACUACAGACAUAACUGAUGAUGAAAUACAUUGUCAUGACAAUUCUAAGAGCUGUGAUCAUAACUUCUUAUCAUUGCAAAUUGAUGAAUGUACCAAGACAUAUUUGAAACAUUCACAGAUGUCAAAUAACUCUUAUCCUGUAGUAUUCUCAUCACCUAGUGGUUCAAUUUCUGAUAAUUCAUCGAAAUCUGAAAGGGAUUGUUCAAAAAGUCCUGAUCAUUCACAGCAGUUGAAUCCAACUCAAUCAUUUUACAAGAAUAAAUGUGAAUUCAUCCCACCUAAUGAAAACGAAAGGAAGGAGCUAACCAGUUGUUCCUUAUCGCAUAAGCAUAAUGGUAAUGAUGAUGAAAUGGGAUCAGAAAGUGAUCACAGUCCUUCAACUACAGCACCCUUGAAUCUUUCCGUAGAAAAUAAAGUUUACAAUAACAGUGAUGAAAUGCAAACAAAACUUCUUCAAUCCAUCAGUUCACUUGAAUUCAUCAAAUCUGGCAUAUUUUCAUUUCCUUUUAAUACGCAUCAAUGCUGCAAUUCAGACAGCAGUGACAAUAUAGGCAAACUUCAAAACCCCCCAUUAAUAAACAGUGAGGUUAAUACCAUAGUAACGGCAAAAGAAGUCACCCAUAAUCUCAGCAGAAACAAAAAUCCUAAAGAAAGUGAUUCAUCAGUACAGUCAGUAGUAAAUGACUGGAAAAGUCAACACUUCUCCCCUCACCACAAUAUUAGUGGUAAUCAAAGUAAAAACAGCAACAACACGGACAAUAGUUCACAGAUAAACAAAUCUCAGAACAAACGAAAUAUUGAAGUGAAUUCUGAAAGACAUAAUCGUGGUGGUCCUACACCUGUAAAAUCACGGCGAAUGAAAUACGCCAAACCUCUUAAAUAUUCACAAUUUAGCAACUGUAUCAGCCAACCUGCUAUUACUUCGGGAUCAGUGGAUAUUUAUCAAUCGAAUCCUUACAAUGCAAUGCAAUUGUCAGAUGAUAGACAUAUAAUUCAUGAUAUGAAAUUAUAUGAGAACGGAAAACUUGUUCAAGUUAAAUGUCGACUUGAAACUAAAGAAUUAUGGGAGAAAUUCAAUGAAUUAGGCACAGAAAUGAUUAUUACUAAAUCUGGUCGGCGUAUGUUUCCAGUAAUUCGUACAUCAUUCAGUGGAUUACAGCCAGAUGCUAAGUAUCUAGUUCUUAUGGAUAUUGUUCCAGUUGAUUGUAAACGUUAUCGUUAUGCAUAUCAUCGUUCAAGCUGGUUAGUAGCUGGUAAAGCAGAUCCAGAAUUGCGUUUAAGGCAUUAUGUUCAUCCAGAUUCACCGUUUACAGGUGAACAGUUAAUGCGACAAACAGUAUCAUUCGAAAAACUCAAGUUAACCAACAAUGUAUUAGACAGACAAGGUUAUAUAAUUUUAAACUCAAUGCAUAAAUAUCAACCAAGAGUUCAUUUAAUUCAGCUGUCCAAUAAUAAUAAUGAUGAUAAUGAUCAAGAUUUUGUUGAUUCGUUACUAACAGCUUCAAAAUCGCUGGACACACUACCAACAGAAAAUAUCAAAACAUUUACAUUUCAAGAGACUAUUUUUAUUGCAGUUACUGCUUAUCAGAACCAAUUAAUAACGAAACUGAAAAUUGAUUGCAAUCCAUUCGCUAAAGGGUUUCGUGAUUCUUCUCGCCUUACUGAAUUUGAAAGAGAGUCGAUGGAAACUUUAUUAGCCCAACAGGCUGUGGCAGCCUCCAUGGUUACAGGCAUACCAAAUAUGUUUGGCUUACCGUCUAUGCAUCCAUCGACAGCACAAGUAGUCGGUGCAAGCAGAAGUCAUCAUUAUCAGCAACUUUCACAGAAAGAUUUCCAUCAUGAUACAAAUCAUUAUAGGUCAGUAAAAAAUUACCCUACUGCUUGUAAAAUACCAGAUACAGUGACACUUGUACCCACAACAACAACGACAACAACAAUAGCAACUAACCCACCACCCUCAUUACCGGUUUCAACUCUACCUCAUCUACCAACCUCAUUUAAGCAACAUGUAUCAAAAUGCAUGAAUAUAAGUUACUCAGGAAAUGAAAAUGAAAGUAAACCGACUAAAAACUUCUCAGACACAAAUGAACAAACCAUACUCUCCCCAGAACACAAUGAAACCUUAUCAUCUGAUUCAAAUGAACUACUAAUGUUUUGGCACCAAAAGUUGAUUGAAAAUACUUUUGCAGCCUGUCUUAAUCAAAUUCUAUGGGACCACAGUGUUAAAAAUACAAAAAAUAAAAGUAUCGAACCUAUAACAACACCUUCAUCAUCACCAACUACCACACUAUCAUUCUCAGUACAAUCGUCAUCACCUUCAAGGUCAACAACACCAUCAUUCUCUCAUAAUUACUGUUCAAUUAUCAACGAAAAAUUCAUGAACGAUAUUAAAAGGCAACAGAUACAAUUCAAUUUAAAUCUGCAGCAGCCAAUCGAUCACAAUAUUUCCGAUUUAUCAACACUUAGUGACAGUGUUACCAAUGAUUGUAAUGAACAUUCAACCAUCCCUCUAAUCCGACAAUUAAUGUCGAAUUCCAUACCUCUCUUACAGUCAUACCAUAAUUUGUUGAACAACUCUUUAUUGGUUAAUAAACUUUCUUCGGAUGGAUUAACUAAGUGUAAUGAUCAAAAACAACUGUUUAAACCUAUGGAGACUAUCGAUAACUCGUUAUUAUUAAGUAAAGAAACAUCAGCAAGUUCAACAUCAUCAUCAUCAUCAGUAGACUGGAAAAAAUGGAAAAAUAUAAACUUAUUAAAUGCAUUUAACCAGAUAUGGAAGCUUCACUUGAACACAUUGAAUGCUGAUGAUUCUCAUAGUACCAGUGAAAAGGAACAAAUAGCUUCUAAAAUGAUAAACUAUCCUGAUAUGAAGGAUUUCGUACAGGCUGAUAAAACAGUGCUAAUAAAGAUUCCGAUGAUAACACUGACGGGUCACUUAGUCAAACUAUCUUUAACAAUUUUAUAAAAUCUUGUAACUGGAUAGAUCAAAAGAACUUUCCUUCGACUGUAAACCACUAUCACUCUAACGAAACAGACAAGAUAAUCAAACUAAGGUCAGAUUCAAUCACCUCAAUAAUCUGAAUUGUAGAUGAAACACUUCCGAAUGUUAAAUGUCACUUUAUUCUUAGUAUCGAUACCUACCUAUAUGCACAUGUUUCUAUACAGAUAUCUAAAAACUGGAGGUUUGUAUAAAUCUAACAAAAUUAUGAUGAUUUUGAGUAAGCAGUGUCACUGAAAAAAGACUUUGUCAGCAUGUUCUCAUCGAUAAAAGAUGACAUGAAAUUAAUUUCCAGUGAAUUCAGAGUUUAUCUUUUAAUCACUAAAUGAAAUCGUUUAACUCUCAUCAUCACUUCAUCUAGACCACAUCAAAUAUCACUAGAACUGUUUCUCACUGAGUUCUGCUUACGAGGUCCAAAUGUAACUAUGGCAACAUUUGUAAUUUAUUUAGUUUACAACUUUUUGCUACUGAAAUGAGAAGAAACAGUAGUAUACACUGUAUCCAUAUAUUAAUUAUUAUCAGUGUAAAUAAGGAUUUAUAGUUGUUUCGUGUGCAUAGUGCAUUUUCUUGUGAUUUACUAUAAAUUAAUUUUCAUCCACCACAUAACAAAAAAUUAUUCGCUACAUUUCCAGAUAUAAACUUUUCAAACAAUAAGAUUUGUCUAGC